Molecule: messenger RNA, 1454 nt
Organism: Cucurbita moschata (crookneck pumpkin)
Lineage: Eukaryota; Viridiplantae; Streptophyta; Magnoliopsida; Cucurbitales; Cucurbitaceae
Exons: 7
Coding region: 740-1252 (170 amino acids)
Source: RefSeq, a predicted model, not a curated record
UCAGUAAAACAUUUCCAGGGGUCGAAGAACAAUUUUAUUGGGAAGUGUUGUUCUCUUCAAGAGAGUACACCAGCCAAAUGUUUAGCGACUAAGAGGACGUGGAUAUCAUUUUUCUUGAGGAUCCUGGUUUUGUUUCUGCAAUUCAAGAGAUUGUUGACACAGGAAAGGGACCCAUAAUUUUGACCAGCAAUAGUAGCAGUCCUGUUCUCCCUAAUACUUUUGGAUAGGCUACAGGUCUUUUUUAUACGACCACCAUCAACGGAGAUACUCGGCCAUUUCUAUAUAAGAUUUGUGUUGCUGAAGGAGUCAGCAACCAACCAUUCUUAAGGUAUUAUUCAUUGUUGCCACAAAGAGAUACGGAAAACCAUUGUGUUUCUUCAGUUCAGGUGCCAGGGUAAAAGAUUUAGAGGUAAUCUGUAAAAGCCACCCACCAUCAGCUUCAGUGACUCCCGUGACUCAAAAAAAAGUUCUAAAUCAUGGCUUUGUAUUUAUCACUCUGUCCCAUCUCAACCCCAUUCCAUUCCAACUCUCCUUCUUUCUCUCUCUCUCUCUCCUAAAAGUAAAAAACUAAAGAUUCUAUAUAACCAACCAACUACCAUCUUCCUAGUGAAAAAAGGGGUUCAAUUUUUAAGGCAACCAAAGGUGAAAGAGAGGCUUGAAAGAGGUGGGGUUUGAGUUUUACCCUACUACAAGAAAAGUUGGCUGGCUGGCAGCAAAAGAAGCUUUAAACUGAGCGACAAUGGAAGGGUUUGAGAAGUACGGUAAUAAGAAGAGGGUGAUGGUUGUGGUAGAUCAUACAUCGCAGUCCAAGCAUGCUAUGAUGUGGGCUCUAACCCAUGUGGCCAAUAAUGGUGAUUUCCUCACUCUUCUUCACGUUGUUUCUCACUCAAACAAGCUCCUCUCUGAAACGCCUUCUCAUUCUUCUUCCUCGUCAUUUCUUGCCAACUCUCUUGGCUACCUCUGCAAAGCUUCUAGACCUGAGGUGGAAGUUGAAGCACUGGUGAUACAAGGCCCGAAACUAGAGACAAUUUUGAGCCAAGUGAAGAAGCUUGAGGCAUCUGUUUUGGUGGUGCCCCAGAAAAAGCCUUCUCUGUUUGGAUGCUUCUGUGGGACCAGCAGCUCAGAGCAGCUUGUGGAACAGUGCAUCAGCCAUGCCGAUUGCUGUACAAUUGGAGUUAGAAAACAGAGCAAUGGCAUGGGAGGUUACCUUAUCAACACCAGGUGGCAGAAGAACUUCUGGCUUCUUGCUUAGUUGUCUCUAAUCUUACCUUAACCCUGUAACUAAACGUUAGAUAAGCUAGAUGACCUUAGAACACUCCAUCAAAGUUGGAAUGAUCCGAACUUGAUCCGAACUUCAGAUCUUUCAGGCUAACAAAAUUUAAUAAUUCAUCCAUUCAGAUGAACUUGAAAACUGUGUUGAGUCCCAAGCAAUAGAGCAAGUUCAGCAUCAGAAA